CAAGCCCGCGGCUCUGCAUGGGAAAUCCGAGCGGCGGCGGCCAUCUUGCGUAUGGAGCUGCUCCCGCCCCGCGCGUCUCUCCCGCUGGGCUUUGUAGCUUCCUCUCGGACGGUCUUUCGCGCUCUCGGAGAUGCCCUAUAGUGAAAUUGAAGCUAAGUUUUUGGGACCUGGAAAAGAACUAACAAGGGAACCAUGCUCUAAAAAAUUGAAGUCCGCUGCAGAUGAUUGUGUUUUGUCCCAUCGAGGUGGUCCUGAAAGUAACAGACUCCAAGAGAAAACCAGAAAUAAUAGGAGCCCCGUGGCCACCAUUAACUUCAGAAGACGUAUUUGUCCUGAGGAAGACAAAACCACAGCUGCAGAUGUGUUGAAGCCUUCGUACAAGGAGAUGCCUGGUGAUAAACUAGGUGCUGCUGAAGCCAUUGGUUCGAAAGCUUUGCAGGAUGGAAAGCCUUCGUCACUAUCCAAGGAUGACGAAAUCUACAGCACAAGUAAAGCAUUCAUAGGCCCCAUUUACAAACCCCCCGAAAAGAAGAAAUGCCGAGAAAAGAAGCAUGAGACAGACAGUUUCAAUAGUGUAGAUGACAAAAGAAGACGAGAAGAAAAACAGAAGUUUAUCUCCAAAAAAUUGGAGAUUGACACGGAAUUAUCCCAGUUUUACAAAGAAAUUGAAGAGCUGGAAAAUGAAAAUGAUACUUCACAAGGCAGUUGUAAGGUACCAGAGCCUUCCCCAGAACAAAUUAUUCCUUAUGACCAGGCCUAUGGUACCUUAAAGUCCGAGGAAGAAAGUGAAGACCUCAGUAGUGCUCUUCAGUCACAUUGUGGUUACCAGCAGUACUUGGAGAAUGAACCAGGCAGACAUCCCUGUGAUGAACAAGUGAUGCCUCCGUUUUGUGAUACUUCAUUCUCUUCCUUCGGGCCUGAAUGGCAGUCAAUACAUCCUUUUGUCAUACCCCAUGGUCCUCCUCUUCCCAGUUUUAAUUAUCAUUUUAAUAUUCCAAGAUUCGAUGCCCCACUAAAUCCACCACCAAAUAUUUUCCAUGGGCAAGAUGACUCUCAGAUGCAGAACGGGUGUUACGUAGAUAGUUGUCAGGAUAGCUGGAACUGUUUAACUUUUGAUCAGAACGAUGAGUAUGUUCAUUAUGGUGUGACUAGCAGUACUGUUCAGCCCUUUAGAAAUGGCUACAGUGUGCAGGAUGAAAGUAUGAGUGAUGGUUUCUGUGAAAUCAGAGAGUGCUGGAGAGAGCCUCUUCUGGGAGAGCGCAGUGGAGCAGACAGGUUGGUGAGCCAGUGGUUUCCAGAGGAGAAGCUAAACAAAUUGCAGAAAUUACUUAUUCUUCUGCGAGGCCUCCCUGGUUCUGGAAAAACAACAUUGUCUCGAAUUCUGCUUGGUCAGAGUCGCGAUGGCAUCGUGUUCAGCACUGAUGACUAUUUUCAUCAUCAAGAUGGGUACAGGUACAAUGUUAAUCAACUUGGUGAUGCCCAUGACUGGAACCAGAGCAGAGCAAAACAAGCUAUCGAUCAGGGGAGAUCUCCAGUUAUAAUAGACAAUACUAAUACACAAGCCUGGGAAAUGAAACCAUAUGUGGAAAUGGCCAUAGGAAAAGGAUACAGAGUAGAGUUUCAUGAACCGGAAACUUGGUGGAAGUUUGAUCCUGAAGAAUUAGAAAAGAGGAAUAAACAUGGUGUGUCUCGGAAGAAGAUUGCUCAGAUGUUGGAUCGUUAUGAAUUUCAAAUGUCCAUCUCUAUUGUGAUGAAUUCAGUGGAACCACCACAGAAAAGCACACAAAGACCCCUCCCUCUCCCGGGGGAGCCGAGAGGGAGAGUUUUGAAGAAGAGUGGGUACCGGUUUGACAGACCCAAACAGAAGAGAAACAGAAGAGGAAAGAAAAGGAACAACAGUUUCCGUGAGAACUCCCCUGCAGCCCUAGGUCACCUUGCACCAGGAGGUCAGGGCCCGUCUCAAAGCGAGGGGGAAGGUUUUGAAGAGACCAACCGAGAACCAGGGCAUCCCUUUGCUGGCGGCCUACAGAAUGAAGCAGCGGAUUGUGUAGAUGGCUCUGAAGAGCAAAGCUGGAGAGACAGGGAGAACUCCAACAGUUUCCAAAAGGUCGUGUCUGCAGUUGAGGUGGACCACACACCGAAGAACUGCUUCCCCGAGGAGGAGGAAGAGGAAGAGGCGGAGGGCCUGUUUCUAACUUUACCAUCGGUACCAAGUGAAGGGUCUGCCUGCUGGGACACAAGCACUCAGCAUCGUCCUUGUGUAGUGAAGGAUGGCUACUCGGACAGGAGGUCGGGAAGCCAGGUGAGAAGUGGACGUAACUCAGCCGGAGACACGCAGGACACGGUUGCUAAAACUCCACGUCGUCGUCAGAGUGGAGCCAGAAUGUCGGAGGAAAUGUUACGAGAGGAACACGGAGUUAGAAGUGAUCGCUGGGCUUUUUUUACAGUUAGUUUGUUUGAUGAAGAAUUAGAGAUAAAGUCUGAGAGUCAGCCAUAUUUGGGUGGUUGGCCCCAGGGACCCCAUGAGUUUGUGUGUGAACAGAGACCCAGGAAAGACAGAUCUCGGAGACUGACCCGUCCUGAUAGCGAGGAACAGUGCAUUAAGCUGAUUUCCGCUCCUGAAGAAGCAGCAGGCUCGGGAAGCGGCCCAGAAACACCAGUGAAGAAGCAGCCGAGAGAUUUGUCCCCCAAAGCUGGGGUGGUGGAUUUACCCAGAAACCCAGAAACAGCUGUCUCCAGCACCUGUGCCCCCCACCUCGGCUCCCCAGAGCACCCCUUAGAACCAACAAAGGGUAUACACGGGGUGCAGCGGAUUUGCGAUUUGUCACCGAACAGACAGACUCCUACCAACCCAGAAACAAAGGAGAAAUGUGACCUCUUAACAGAAAAUCAUGAGCUGAACACUGUCUUAUCAGGGGAAGAUAUUUCCAAAAUAAUCAAUAAAGACGAGACAAAGCCAAAAAUGAUGGUCUUUGACUGUCGUCUGCCACGGUUUUACUUUGACUCUCCUCCAAGUAUUGUCCGGCAGUCUCGCUCUUACCGUCUGCCAUUUAACAGAGUAGGGUGUGCUGUGUAUUUUUAUAAAAAUCCUGUCCCUUCUCUCUUGCUACAUUAUCUGUCUAGCUUUUGCGUGCUAUCUUUUAACGACAGAAGAGCACUUUUGACAUUCGAGUCUCAGAAAAGCCUGGCUAGGACACUAACCGAUGGAGCCUUUAUUCCCUCAGACGAUCUGAGUGGCCAGCCUGCUGCUCAUUGCUUUUUGCAGAUUUUCUCCGAUACUCAGUUCUUAAACGAGAGGCCGGAUGAAGAGCUGAAGACAUGGGGAGCCUGGGAGCCGGGGCACUGCUCGGCAGCUGAGGACUGCCAGGAGUUAAUAAGCAGGACCCGUCGGAGCCGGGGCCAUUAUCACAGGGCUGCUUGCCUUCCACCCAGCCCAACGGUGUGGAUCUCGCGGAGUUCCAGUGUAUUGAAGGCCGUGCACUCUGAGGUGACCCUUGAGGAGAGUCGUUCACUGCACAUGUUUUGUGUCCAGCCCUCAACUGGGUCAGACUCUUGUUUGCUUGACCUGAAAGCAUCUCGUCCGUCCAUGGCUGGUGUCCUCCUUUGGUCCACAGUGGGAACCUCACUGUUCCUGAGGGCUGCGCACCUUCUGCAGGAAGCUGAUGGAGGACCGGCUUGGACUGUUACACAGGAGACCUGAAGAGUAGUGCACAGCCGUUUCCUUUGUUCGGGUCGUUGUUGGUUUUUGUUUUUCGAGACCGGCUUUCUCUGUGUAGUCCUUGCUGUCCUGGAUCUUGCUCUCUG
This is a messenger RNA of Peromyscus leucopus (white-footed mouse), 3804 nucleotides long. RefSeq names its product NEDD4 binding protein 2 like 2 (gene N4bp2l2). Gene Ontology annotation, molecular function: transcription corepressor activity. The record is from RefSeq and is a predicted model, not a curated record. The transcript has 8 exons. Bases 131 to 3700 code for a protein of 1189 amino acids. Gene Ontology annotation, cellular component: nucleus. Lineage: Eukaryota; Metazoa; Chordata; Mammalia; Rodentia; Cricetidae. Gene Ontology annotation, biological process: negative regulation of transcription by RNA polymerase II.